Molecule: messenger RNA, 1572 nt
Organism: Glarea lozoyensis ATCC 20868
Lineage: Eukaryota; Fungi; Ascomycota; Leotiomycetes; Helotiales; Helotiaceae
Exons: 3
Coding region: 1-1572 (523 amino acids)
Source: RefSeq, a predicted model, not a curated record
AUGCCUUCAAUUAAACGAUCGAUAUCUCCAGUUGAGCUGGACGCUCCUCGGAAAACAAGAAGCACUAGAAAGCCAGCAGCUGGAGUUAGCACACCUAGCACAAGCACAAGCCUCGUUUCGCCGGAUGUGCAAGCACUCCAAUCUCAAUUUGAAGAGCUACAAUCUUUCGUCCUGAGCCAGGAUCUAUUGCACAAAACCUCUCCAUCAACACGAAAACAUGUCGACUUACACCCAGAUGCUGCUAAGAGUCACGCAAAUAUUGUUCGAGGCUUGAUUGAUGAGAAAAUUCUUGCAAUUGAGAAUGAUAGCCCCAACCGCAUAGAUCAGACCGAAAAACGCGACGCAGCCAUGCUUGAGUAUAUUCCAGAGGUUGGCAGGCUUGCAGAAAUGCCUGGAGGUCUUCAAUUAGCUUGUGAUUUGUUGAUCUAUCUGAGUGCUCAGUCUUAUUGCCACAAAAACUUUGAUCAAGACAAAAAUGAUCGAACUCGUCCCUCAGAUUCUUCUGCAGAUGUGUUACUUCUCCAUAUUCUCGAAAGACUGCACGAAGAAGACAAGAUCUUUCUGGUGUCAAAAUAUCUUGAUGUCUUGGAACCGCAUGUCAAGUUCUUUGAGCAAAAGGAAGCCCGUCCCUACUUGGAACAAUCUUUUGGAAGGCUGUCUUCUUGGAACAAAGGUUCUGGAAUAGCGCAGAGGACCUACGAGCGGCUACGGAAAGAAAUUGUCGCAAUGAGGGGCGGCCUCGACAAUGCUUGCAGCAAACAUCAUAUACCUACGAAGGUGUGGUACGCCCGAACAUUAGUUUCACGAUGCGAGGAAUUUCUUCCCAAGAUACGGCGCCUAGGGAAUCUUGAAAAUGGACUUUUGCUGGCCUUUGAUUUGUUCUUGUUCCUCAGCAGACAAUCAUAUUUUGAGAGUGGUGUUGUUGAGCCAUGGCUGCAGCAAUUGAAGCCUCACGACACAUUUAUUGAUAUCCUAGAUGAUAUGUUGAUGGAAACAGCAGUUCGGAUCAGGGAAGCCGAUCCUGAUUUUCAGCCUGAAGAUGCACUGGAAAAGCUUCAGGGAGAAGUGGAGUACUGGGACACAAUUCUUGAGGAAGAAUGUUUAGUUGACUCUUUCCGUAUCCUCUCCUCAUGGAUUCCCCUAUCUGCAAAGAAGUGGGCAAAGGAGAAGCAUGACGAAAUUCAAGCCGAUAUCUUGAAAGAGCAGCGCCGAAUAGAGAAACGCUAUCGCAAUUGUAGAGAUGACGGGAGAGCACCCCCGUUUGGCCUUCCUGUGGCCGCCGACCUUGCCAUCUAUAUUGAGGACUAUAAUUACAGCAAAGCAUUUGAUAAAUCUCAUAUGCAACAAAUCCUCUCGGCACCGCGAUCUCCAGCAGGGCCUAUGGACACUCUACUGGACAGCCUCAUCGACGAAAGAUUCGACCCCGCUAGCAAAGGUAUGGCCGAGGAUAUUCUCCAGAAAAUUCGCAAGUCAAACACCUACAUACGAACCAGAGGUACCUCGAACUAUUUUAAUCUUUCGCUCAAGAAGCUAGAUUCAAUCAUUUAUGCGGAGGAUCCACGAUCAAUCUAG